Mesorhabditis belari is the source of this 4656-nucleotide messenger RNA. NCBI's taxonomy places the organism in Eukaryota, Metazoa, Nematoda, Chromadorea, Rhabditida, Rhabditidae. The record is from the annotation of a GenBank genome assembly.
AUGGAGGAAGAUGAACAAUGGUUUUCGGAAAUGGACUGGGGCCCCACCGGGGGCGAACUCGACAUCCCAUUGCGGGACCCCUCUCCACUACCCUAUAUACAGCAACAACACCAUUCGCCAAGCGCCGCCGCGCUCGAUUUACCAUUCGAUGAAUUCUCACAAGUUUUCGAUGAAAUGGAGAAUCGAGCGAUUCCGUCGUAUCACAUGGAGACGUCGCACAUCCAGCAGAGCUCCUCGACGCAAUAUGCUGAAAUGAGACCAAUGCAACAACCAUCACAGCAACAAGAAACGGUUGUCUAUCAUCAACGGCAACAAGUGAACUAUUUGGAUGCGCAGGGUCAACCGCAACAAACCACAUACUAUCAGUACGAUUCAACGGGGCAACAACAGCCACAAAUCCAUCAACUACAAUCACAACACAUGCAAAACACUCAAAUCCAAAUGUUGUCUGAGACGCAAAUCGUGCAAAUGAAUGAUUCCUCGCAGAUCCUCAUAGAACCCUCCACUUCACAAGUGCCCAUGCAACAGCCCCAACAAAUCAUUCAACAAUCCUCCACCCUGCAACCCGUUCAACCCCCACCAUUGUCCAAAGGAAAAGCUCGCUCAAACAAUCGCCCAAAUGGUUCACGGAGUAAAAAACCGCCUUCACAAUCGGCGAAUUCGGUGGGUGCAGUGUUGGCGACAGCGAAUCGGAUGGCAAAACAAGUGGGAGGAGGGGAGACGGCCAGCUCAUCGGAAAUGGCUUCAUCAUUGACACUUACACUUGAACAAGCUCAAAUGGUGGCUGAAUUUGGAAGUGAAAUCGCUCGCUUGAAAGAGGUGCUCAAACAGGCGCCCGAGUUGGAGAAGCAGAAGAUUCAGGCCCGAAUCAACGAGUUGACGACCAAGACGCAGAAUAUUUUCUUUGAGACUCUCAAGCAACAACAUGCUGAAUUGGCUCAAGUAGUGGCUCAACCCGAACCCACUCCCCAACCUCCACCCAACAAGACUCGUCCACCAAUAAGGCCGAUGAAUCAACCCUCUCAACUCCGACCUCAACCCCAGCCUCCCCAACAAUUCUAUACGCCCGUGCAGCAGCAGAAUAUUCAGACAACCCCGAUUUCUGUGCCUUCUCAGCAAAUCUCUCAAAUCACGACCACCCCAUUGGCCGCAAAUCGACGCCAACCUGUGCCAAAGAACCAACAAAUGCCCCUAGCCUAUGUGAAAUCAAUUCCGUCAACAUCUUCCUCAAAUCCACCCACCCAAUUCAUUCAACAACCGCCUCCACAAACAACUGGACCAAAUGGGCAACAGAUUAUCACCAGUCACACCAGUCAACCGACAUCGCAGCCUCAAAUUCAACACUUCACUCAAACGCAAUUUCAACAAGUUGCUGGUCAAAUGAUGCAAGUGCAAGGACACGAGCCGACAGUCGGAGAGGUAGUAAAAGUUGUGUUUGGUGGACCGUCGGGUGAAGCUACGGGAAAUGUGGGAGGUGGACGUGGAAGGCAGCAAGUUGUACUUCAACAACAACGAAGUGGAAACAAUCAACAAACGAUGAUGAUUAGGGGAAUGCAGGCGACCCAAGCAAUCCAUUUUCAACACCAACCACAACAAGUCAUCAUUGUUGAGGCACCACCACAACCGAUUCAGAUCCCGCGAAUGAAUCCGGCUGAAUGUGCGAAACGAAUGGCGGAAAGGAGAGAGGCGAAAGCACAACGUUUACGAGAAGCUUUCACCAAUCUCGCAUCCCGAAUUGACAAUCCACAAACGGAGAAAAAGUUUGAGUCAAUGAGCGAUGUGAUGAAUCGUCUCCUUCCGUAUGGCCUUUUCGAUGAGCCUCAUAUUUCUGAUGAGUCUAUUGAUGCUGCUGAUCACCAUUUGAUGCGAAGAUUUGCGCAUCUUUCCGUCAAAAACAAUCUCCUCAUGAAGCGCUUUCGGAAAGCUUUCGUCGAUGAAGCGCAGCGCGAGUGCAACUCUCAAGAGAAAAAUCUGUUACUCUAUUUGGAGCUCGAGUACGAGAAGAGAAAAUUCGAAGAAGAUAAGGCACUUUGUCGAGAGGAAAGGGGACAAGAAAGGCUAAUCGAGAGCUCAUCUCUGAUACCGGCACUUCGAGAGGCCGGCAUUUCAGAUCCCCGUGCUGUUUCCCGACUCUCCAAAGGACCCGCCCCACCAAGAAUUGGGAUUUUUGCUUACGAGUAUCACCCGUUCAACGAUGUGCCUUCACCCAACCCACGACCUCCACCCUCGCCCAGCCCACCGCCAUAUGUGCCUUCAUCGUCAGCUUCAUCUUUCCUUUCAUCACCACCACAAUCACAAUCACAAUCACUUACAACAUCCAGUCGUCAAUCUUCUCGAUCACCCGAGAAAAUCUACAAACGCCAACCACCAGCUAGGCCAAUCGCCUCCAAAGAACCAAGAUCAGCUAAAUUUGUCGAAAAGAAGAGAUCUCUGGAGGAUGAAAUGCCGAAGAUUCAAAAACCCCAAUCACCAGUUGUUAUCAAAGAGAACCUUCAACCAAUCACCGAAUGUCUCGAGUUGAAAAAGGAGCCGGAAGAGAAGAACAAAUUUAAGACAAUGCGUUCUCCACCAACCCGUUACCCUCAACCAUUGAAGAUGAGAGCGAAAGCACACGAUAGAAAAGAAAGAGAAGAAGAUCGAGCAAAUGAGGAAAGAAGAAAAAGAGAGGAAUGGAUAGCGGAUAAAGUGUUGAAAGAAGAGACAUUGGCACAAACGAUUAAAGCUGGAACCACAUCGACUACAGCUGCAUCAAUGGGUAUCAAGACGAAGUUGACACUUCCAUCAACGGCACAGAUUCCACAAUCGAAAGUCGCUUCAACAAAAGAGCAAAAGCCAGUUUUGCCAGCUAAAGUCUGUCGAAGUGAGUCGAAUUUGGAGGAAGAAGCAUCAGAUGAAACGAGAUCGGGAACAGCAUCACCAGAAUUAGGAGAAGAGAAGGGAAAAGGAAAAGAAAGAGAAAAAACCCCUCCACCGUCAUCCCAUCCAUCAACUAUCAUCGUUGGCAUACCGAGCACCAAAGUGCCGUUGGCCGCCUUGGCGAGGAGACCGCUGCAGCAAAACCAUCUCCCCGAUUCAUCUCCCAAAAUGCCACCCCUAUCAAUCAACGCAAAUUUGUGGUCAUUGAAAGCAAAAGAACGAACAAAUGAAGAGAAUCGAGCUGAACCAAUUAAACUCAAGCUUAAACUCGGACCUGUUAUGAUGGAGAAAGUUCUCUCGGAGAGUCCAGCAAACGAAGAAGGGAGAAAGAAACGAAAGAAGGAAAAGAAAGAAAAGCGAAAGAAGGAGAAAAAGCAGAGAAUGGAUGAAGAUGUUUAUGAUUUCGAGGAUGAUCAAUCGAUUAAAACGCUUGUCAAUGGAGAGCAUUCAGGGUGGAAUGGAACGCAUGAUGAGAGCGAGCCGUGCUGCUCGAAAUCGUUGAGUCCUGAAAGGGUGAUCGUUGAACCGCUCGUCUUUCAGAUCAACAAAACCGAUAAUCCAUUGAAAAUCAAAAUCAAGAAACUUGGUCUCUCUGCCUCUCCAUCUAUCUCACCGAUUCCAUCACCGAUUCCUCGGUCGACUUCCGGUUUGAAGCUGAGAAUCUCGAAGCCGAGAAGCGAGUCGCCAAUCGUGCAAAUUAAGACCGAACCACCGCAACCCAUGAUCGCAGUACCAAAGUUGAAGAUCACCUUCGGGAAACCGCCACCACCACCCGUACUGCACCUACAACAGCCAAGAGUUGCACCGGACGAGCCAAAAGAACCUAAAGUGAUCCUGAAAAUACCUGAGAAGAUCAAGAUCGACGCAUCAAAUGGACACACUGAGGCUUCUUCACUCCCAAAGAUCCCACCGUUAAAGAUAAAACUUGGACCUCCACCCCCAGAAAAGAAACUCGAGAUCAUUCAACCGGAAAAGAAGAUUGAGAAAGUGGAAAAGCCUCCAGAAAAUCAACAAGAACAAGAAGAAAAACAAGAAGAAAAACAAGAACAACAACGAGAACAACAACGAGAACAACAACGAGAACAACAACGAGAACAACAACGAGAACAAGAACGAGAGAAACUUCCACUAGUCAUGAUAAAGCCUCCAUCUCGUGUCUCAUCGAAUUCUCCAUCACCGCCACCGCUUCGACCAAUCACCACACAACGGGCUUCCGAUCAAGGAAGAGCACCGUUCACGAAAGAAAGCUCCCCUUUGAAACACCCUCAAAAGAGCUCGACAUACAAGCCAUUCCCGCAUGGAGUCAAGAAAGGAUCAGCUCGACCAAUGCCCACAGCUCAACAAAUCUUCGGCAAUCCGGGAAAAGCUUUAUUCAAACGGGGUCCCCAAUCUCGAAGUCGGCCAGCCGGGAAUCCAUCUCAACCCCGUCGACAUCCAUCUCCUCCACAACAAUCUCAUCAAUCAAUUCAUUCAAUGAAUCGUCCGAUCCCUCUUUCUCGUCCUUCUGUCGUUCUCCCAAAACCGACACCGCCUCCACCCUUUUCCCAAUCAAAACCCCAACCCGUUUCUGCUCAACAAACGAGUAUCGUUUUCUCUGAUGACGAAGACGAAGCCGAGUCGAGUUCCCAGCACCGCUCUGAGUCUGAGAUCGAGGCCGCUCUCGCUCGUUUCGGUCUCGUUUCAAGUACAUCCGAUGGAAUGAAUGGUUUCCUCAAAACUCUUGAUCCCCAUCGAUCAAAU